This is a messenger RNA of Sporothrix brasiliensis 5110, 678 nucleotides long. RefSeq lists its product as uncharacterized. Bases 1 to 678 code for a protein of 225 amino acids. The record is from RefSeq and is a predicted model, not a curated record. NCBI's taxonomy places the organism in Eukaryota, Fungi, Ascomycota, Sordariomycetes, Ophiostomatales, Ophiostomataceae. The transcript has a single exon.
AUGGGCAUACGCAAAACUCUGAAGCGCCGGGCGCAGACGGAGAGGAAAGAGUUUGACCUGUCACACCUCGGAAACAAGACGCGGGGCAAACCGGCCGUCGUGGACGAACAGCUGAAGGCGGACUCCGGCGAUUCUAUCUCGCUAAAUGAGCCUGCUAGGUACACCCACUGCCGACAUAUCUUCUGUCGGCUCUGGGACGCCGUCUUCGCCCUCAUCCUCGACCUCAAUGGCCAUGCCAGAACGCACCGUGAUGCUACUAGCAAGGCAAGCCACAUGCCACACGGCGCGUACCAAGGCGAGCAGGAAACCUGCCGCAGCCGGGAACUCGACCCCUGCUCCCCAGUCUGGGACUACCGCCUCUUGCCCUGGAAGUUGUGCCAUCCCCACUUCAAGACACCACACAAGAUCCCUCUCGAGUACGGCCGUGGUGGCACUUUGGCGGUCAUGCAGUCGCUGCCGGCCUGUCUUGCCUACCGCAUCGUGCACCCAGCCUGGCGUGCCGAGCGUCGGUCGCCGUCUGCUGUCUCCUUACCGCUCGAGGUCAUCAGCAACGAGCCGCCGUUCGACAGUGCCGACGAGUAUUGGCGCGUCCGAUUUACCGGUACGACGCCCGAGCUACACCAACAGGUCUGCCGCCAGAGCCCAAGCGCCGUAAACAUGGGCCGAUGGUCCAUAUAG